Molecule: messenger RNA, 6716 nt
Organism: Xyrauchen texanus (razorback sucker)
Lineage: Eukaryota; Metazoa; Chordata; Actinopteri; Cypriniformes; Catostomidae
Product: myelin transcription factor 1-like protein
Exons: 23
Coding region: 266-3982 (1238 amino acids)
Biological process (GO): regulation of transcription by RNA polymerase II
Cellular component (GO): nucleus
Molecular function (GO): zinc ion binding; RNA polymerase II cis-regulatory region sequence-specific DNA binding; DNA-binding transcription factor activity, RNA polymerase II-specific
Source: RefSeq, a predicted model, not a curated record
AAGCUCAGGAGAACAGAGGAGAGAAGUGAUAGAGUGUGCGUUAAGAGACAGAAAAAGCGUUUUUAAAGAGAAUCGGGUGCAGACUUUCAGACCACAGUGUGUGAGGAGACAGCGAGAGGGAGAGAAAGACAGUGUCGCCAUUUCAAAAAUGAGUUUUGAGGAGCUGUUUUAAGGGACACACUGCGGAAGUUUCUGCCUAAUCGCACCACACAGGAGGCGCUCCUCAGAAAACACAUCUGUCCCACCAUCAACCAGUAAAUCUCAGAUGGAGGUGAAUGCGACUGAGAAGCGUCAUCGAACACGAUCUAAAGGUGUGCAAGUUGCCGUGGAGGCUGCACAAGAGCUGUUCAGCUGUCCCACACCAGGGUGUGAUGGUAGUGGACAUGUCAGUGGCAAAUACGCCAGACACAGGAGUGUUUAUGGAUGCCCCUUGGCUAAGAAAAGGAAAACCCAAGAGAAACCUUCACAGGAGCCAGCUUCCAAACGGCCUCCAUUUCUAACUAUGACUGAUGGAGAGCCCUCCAUCUACGAAAGCUAUGAGCCGGAGGCUAUGGAGGAACAAGAAGAAGUAGAGGAAUUGGAAGAAGAUGAUGGGGAAGAUGAUGAAGAAGAGGAGUGCUCUGAUGACAAUGAGGAACCCGAAGAGGAAGAGGAAGGGGAGGUGGAGAGAGAAGAGGUAGAGCAGAUGGAUGAAGAGGUAGAAGAAGAUGAGGAAGUGGUUGAGGAGGAUGGGGACGAUGAAGAGCAGGAAGAUGAAGAAGAGCAAGAAGAUGAGGAAGAUGAAAAUGAGCAUGAUGAAGAUGAAUAUUAUGAAAAUCAGUGUUAUCAGCAAGUGGACAAUUAUUCUAGUGGUGGACAAUCAAAAUCCAAUCAAAUGGUUGAGAAGGACAAUAACAAUAAUAACAACAUGAACAAUGAGGAGUAUGAGAAUUAUGAUGAGCUGGUGGCCAAAUCCCUACUGAACUUGGGUAAAAUUGCAGAGGAUGCUGCCUACCAGGCCAUGACCGAGUCGGAGAUGAACAGCAACUCCUCCAACAGUGCAGGAGAGGAUGAUGAUGAGGACUAUGAUGAAGGGAGUGAAAAUGAAGGUCAUAAGGGAGAGUUGAGUGUUGACCUGGAUAGUGAUGUGGUACGGGAGACAGUGGACUCCCUGAAGCUUCUCGCUCAGGGUCAUGGAGCGGUGCUGCCCGAUGAUGGAUACCCAGAGUCUGGAGAUGCUUGUGGAGCUGGCCAUGCUAAUGGCCAUGGCCAGACAGAUGAGAGUGAGGAGGAGGUGUGCCUCAGUAGCCUGGAGUGUCUGCGCAACCAGUGCUUUGACUUGGCCCGGAAACUGAGCGAGACCCAACCAUCUGAGCGACCCACAAUGGAGCACCAGCUCGAGCAGCAGCAACAUCAUCAUCAUCCUCUGUUGCAUCACAUGCCAAGGUACGAGAGCUGCCACAUGGACCAGCAGAGACCCGUUGAGAGGAACUACUCAGAUAUGGUCAAUCUGAUGAAGCUUGAUGAGCAGCUCAGCCCGGCUUCCAGGGGCUACCCUUCUAGCUGUGCCCAGGAAGGAGAUGAGGAUACUACAUCAGUGGCCUCUGAACGUUCAGAUGAAGCUUUUGACAUGACUAAAGGCAACUUGUCCCUGCUGGAAAAGGCCAUUGCUCUCGAAUCGGAGCGUGCCAAGGUUUUGCUAGACAGAAUGGCAUCAGAACAGAUGGUGGCUCGAAGGGACAAUCAGCACCUUCAUGGAGAUCACAGCCCAAGGCAGAGUAGUGGUGCAGAAGAACGCAGGGCCCGGCUCCAUCAUGAUGGCGCAAAAAGAGCAUAUUACCCUAAAGACUCAAGGGGAGAGAAAAAAGAAAGCAAGUGUCCCACCCCGGGCUGUGAUGGCACGGGCCAUGUCACUGGGCUGUAUCCUCACCAUCGAAGCUUGUCUGGCUGCCCCCACAAAGACCGCGUUCCACCAGAAAUUCUUGCAAUGUAUGAGAAUGUUCUAAAGUGCCCCACGCCUGGCUGCUCGGGACGUGGCCAUGUAAAUAGCAACAGGAACUCCCACCGCAGUCUUUCAGGAUGUCCUAUAGCUGCUGCUGAGAAGAUGGCAAAGGUUCAGGAGAAACAUCACCCCUGCGAAAGCUCCAAGUCCAACCAGGCAUCAGACCGUGUCUUAAGGCCUAUGUGCUUCGUGAAACAGCUGGAGAUCCCACAGUAUGGGUACAAAAAUAAUGUCCCCACAAGCACUCCACGAUCCAACCUGGCCAAGGAGCUGGAGAAGUACUCCAAGACCAGUUUUGAAUAUGGCAGCAGUUAUGACAACCAGCCUCAUGCCUAUGGCAAGAGGUCCCUCACCCCCAAGAACCAUGAGCGUGACACCUCACCCAAGGGGUAUGAUGCCAAGCGCUACUGUAAGACCUCGAGCCCAGCCAGCAGCACCACGAGCAGCUACGCUCCCAGCAGCAGCAGUAGUCUCAGCUGUGGUGGAGGAGGGGGAGGAGGAGGCAGCGGGGGAGCAGGAAGCAGUGCCAGCAGCACCUGCAGCAAGAGCAGCUUCGACUACACGCACGACAUGGAAGCCGCCCACAUGGCAGCCACCGCCAUUCUCAACCUGUCCACGCGCUGCAGAGAGAUGCCCCAGAGCCUGACUGGGAAAGGGCCCGAGCUCCUGGCACAGAGCCCUGAUGAUAGAGAUGGGGAUGAGAAUGGAACCCUUGAUUUGAGCCGGGCUGGAGGGUUGGUGGAGGGUAGUGGGGGAACAGUGCUGACCCCCCUGCAGCCCAUGUCCCCCCAGCGGCAAGCACUGCUUAACAGUCACUGCUACCAAAUAACCACGGCAGAGUGCUGGGAACUGCCUGUGGACUACACCAAGAUGAAAUGCCUGGACGAGGACCACAAGGAGGAUGACCUCGACCCCUUUCAUGAUCUAUUGGAAGAUCAACAGUAUUCUGGGGAUGUUACCCUCCCCAGCCCCAAACACAAAUAUGCCCCCUGUAAGGAUAGCAAGAAGGAGCUCCUCACGUUAUCAAGCUGCCAACUGGCUGACAAAUGCAUGCGUGGUAUGAUGACAUCUAACUCCCAGGAUCUGAAGUGUCCUACUCCUGGCUGUGAUGGGUCUGGUCAUAUAACAGGCAACUACGCCUCACACAGAAGCCUGUCAGGUUGUCCCCGGGCAAAGAAGAGUGGUAUUAAAAUUAUGCACAGUAAGGAGGACAAGGAUGACCAGGAGCCAAUCAGGUGUCCUGUGCCAGGCUGUGAUGGCCAGGGUCAUGUGACCGGUAAAUAUGCAUCCCACCGCAGCGCAUCCGGCUGCCCGCUGGCUGCCAAGCGUCAGAAGGAUGGUUAUGUGAAUGGAGCACCCUUCUCCUGGAAGUCUGGCAAGACAGACGGCAUGACCUGCCCCACUCCAGGCUGUGACGGCUCAGGCCAUGUCAGUGGCAGCUUCCUAACCCACCGGAGUCUGUCUGGGUGUCCCCGUGCCACAUCUGCUAUGAAGAAGGCUAGAAUGACAGGAGUUGAAAUGCUCACAAUCAAGCAGCGAGCGAGCAAAGGCAUAGAAAAUGAUGAGGAAAUUAAACAACUGGAUGAGGAAAUCAAAGACCUGAACGAGUCAAACAAUCAAGUAGAGUCAGACAUGAUAAAAUUGAGGACUCAAAUCACCACCAUGGAGACCAACCUCAAAUCCAUUGAGGAGGAAAACAAGGCCAUAGAGCAGCAGAAUGACUCACUGCUGCAUGAGCUGGCCAACCUCAGCCAGUCACUCAUCAACAGUCUGGCCAACAUCCAGCUCCCUCACAUGAAACCGAUGCCACUGAAAGAGGCCCCUGUUAAAAAUUACUGCUGUUUACAGAUGCCCCAAAGAGAGCCGAUGAAUGAGCAAAACUUCGACACUUAUGUGAGCACAUUGACAGAUAUGUAUACUCACCAGGACCAGUACCAGACCCCAGAGAACAAGGCCCUCUUGGAGAACAUAAAGCAAGCAGUUCAAGGCAUCCAAGUGUAGCUUGCCGGAUACUAGAGCUCAGCUGUUGGCCAAGUAAUGGGGUCAUGUGAUCAAGCUGAGAAGCAUAAAUGCAACUGAUAUGAAACAAAAGAAACCCAUCAUGUAAAAAGUAUUGAUAACUAGUAUGAUUUUUUUGCUGCUGUAAUUUAUUGUAUUUAUUUGCUAUUCUUUAUGAUUCUGUUAUGCUUUUGAAAAAAUUACAUAACUUAUUUGUUGCCUUGCUUUACGAUGACGAUUACCAAUGGCAAAUGUUUCGAGGAACAUUCUUGUUUUGUACAUUUUUCAUAUGACCUGACAUAAUGUGAUGUACUGUUUAUAGCUGCUAAUGUAUGCACAUUUUAGUGUAUAUGUAUUUAUUAAUUGUAUACAAAAAUCAUCCAUUAUUUUAAAUCUAAAAAAGGUGCAGAGGGGUUACACUGAGGGAAUGUAAGGGCAAUCAGCUUAAAACUGAGCUUUUCUUUAUGGAACUAAUGGGAAUUAUGUGCUGUGGAGGAUGUUUAAUGGAUGUACAGUGGUUCAAAUUUUGGCUACAUUUUGUAACGAUAUUAAGAAACGUUGUCUUUCGGUUCUGAAAACAUAUUUAUAGUGGUCAGUGUGGGCACUCUAAUGCAGUACGUGUAUCGUUUCUGAUCAUUUUUGCUUGUUUGUUCAGUUGGUUGGUUUCUCUCUUUUUUCCUUUGAAUUCCCUAAAUAGAUGGAGAAACAGAAAAGACAAAAUAGAAAGCCUUUUUGUGAAUGCAAACAUCAUGACACGGAAACUUACUGGUGUAAAUCCCAAGACUGAGAGAGAAAUAUUUCAUAACUUUUCAAAUAUUUUCAAAGUUAAUUCUCUAAAUGUAAUGCCCGGCUGGUUAUGGCCAGUAACUACAGAAAUUUUCAAGGAGACAAUCCAACAUGAAUUAUUAAUUUAAUGAUCGUAAAAUGUUAGUGGUAGUAUGAUAGAAUAUCAGCAAUAUAUGAAAACUAAUCAAUCAUUUAUUUAGAUAUGGGAUGCAAAAGUUUGGGUAUAUGCAAUUUCUUAUUCUUACCAUAGUAGAAAGCUGAUGAAUCUUUUUACUAAAUGUAAAGUAUUAAGUUUUAUAUAAAUCUUUUAAUACAGUCAUGUUUUAGGGUUUAAACAUGGGAGAUAAGUCCAAAAGGAUGAAUGCAUUAUGAGUUCACAUUCCUCAUGUUCAAUUUUGCACAGGGACACCAUUAUUUCCAUGUUUUGGUGUUUUUAUUUGUUGCAGGAGAUCAAGGAGGUGCCCAGACGUUUGAAAUGUGGGAAGUUUUUUUUUUUUUUUUUUGAAGAAAGUAAAUCUGUGUGUGUGUGUGUGUGUGAGUGUGAAUGUUAGUUUAUCAGUGUGCUGGACAUACAGGGUUAAUGUCACCAUCCAUACAUCAUUGUGUCAUAGUAGGCUAAUGCGGCUCUUGUCUUGUAGAUUUUGUCCAAAACAAUCAUGUAGUGAUUCAUCUGGUCACGAGUGCACAACAAAUACAACUAUGUCAGCAAUGCAAACUCAUCAUAUUACAAUAAUGACUACAACAGUGAAUUCCAAUCAGUUGUAUACAGUAUUAAGAGAGGUCAGCUUGCCAUAUAUGGUGAUCUGCAAUUCACUUUCAUUGCUUUUUUAGGUUUAUGAGAUAUCAGCGGCACUUUAAGUAUCAUGGAAUUUGAAGUAACAUAUUAGGCUACUUUUUAGAUAAUUAAUCGUGGACACACCAUAUUAACGCAAACUGGUACGGGUCAAGAUUAGAGAAGUAUGGGCAAUUUCCUUUGCUAAGAGGGUUGUGUACUGACAAGAUUCAGUUCAUAUUACUCCAUAAUAUCUUAAGGACAUGUACAGUCAUAGUUUGGGGACCCCAUAUUAAUUUCCAAUUAGUAAAAGUUCUUUCAAGCAGGGGCAUCAAACAAAGUCACAAACAAGGCUAAUUUUCAGUGGUGGGUUUUACAGUUGAGUUGAAACGGUCAGUGAUUUUAAGUGUAAAAUUGACUCUGGUUGAUGCUGGCUCUACAUGGGGCUAUAUUUCUAAUUUAUGUAUUAUUUUCUAAUAUUUAGGCUAGCAUUGCGUUUUAGAGCGCUCAUGCAAGUAAAGCUAGUCACUCAUAUUUGUUGUUCCAUAAUAUCCAGACAUCUGCUCUCCUACGCCACCUAAUUUCUUUCUCCAAAAUCUUUGUGUAUUCAGCUUAUUUUCAAGACAGUAAUGCUUUUUAACACACUGAUAGCAAAAUACAAUAUCUUCUCAUCACUGAUUUGCAGGAAAAGGGGUUUUAAGCACAAUUCUGCUGCUCAUUUUCAGUUGGCACAUAUUGUACUAUCUACUUCAAAAAGGUUAUCUGUGACUAUUUAAAUAGAAACUCUAUCUAUGGUGUCACAUGCUUGAAUACAGAAUACUUUUCUUAUUAAUAAUUGUGAAAUCAUCAGGUUACAAGUUUCUGUUUCAAAUGGAUUUUAAUUACCAUUUUAAACCAGGAUUUUUCUAUUAAAAAAAUAAAGCCACAGCUUUCUUAAUGUCUCUUGCUCUCUUCCUCUAUCCAGCUCUUUAGCUAUCUUAUUCUCUUUUAUUUGAUUUUUCAACCACAUGGCAUGGUUUCUGUUGGUAUGAUACUUUUUUAUUUUUCUUUCUUUUUUUUUUUUUUUUUGCUGUAAGUGUUUAAGAUCACAAGUUGCAGUGAUAUUUCAUUUUGAAAUUGUGAACUUUGUACAAUUUUUAAUCAUGCUGGUGUUGACAUCUCUUACUCAAUAAAACUUGU